Molecule: messenger RNA, 498 nt
Organism: Engraulis encrasicolus (European anchovy)
Lineage: Eukaryota; Metazoa; Chordata; Actinopteri; Clupeiformes; Engraulidae
Gene: snx10b
Product: sorting nexin 10b
Exons: 6
Coding region: 1-498 (165 amino acids)
Biological process (GO): intracellular protein transport; cilium assembly; vesicle organization
Cellular component (GO): endosome
Molecular function (GO): phosphatidylinositol phosphate binding
Source: RefSeq, a predicted model, not a curated record
AUGUCUGACUACCAGCCGCCACUGGAGUUUGUGAGUGUGUGGGUGCGAGACCCUCGUAUCUGCAAGGAGGACUUCUGGCACGCUUACAUGGACUACGAGAUAUGCAUACACACCAACAGCUUGGCGUUCAACAGGAAGAGUUCGUGUGUGAGGAGGCGCUUCAGUGAGUUUGUUUGGCUCCGACAGAAACUACAAGAAAACACACUAUUGCUUGUAAACAUGCCCCCCCUCCCCCCUCGGAAUCCUUUCUUCAGUCUAAACAACGCACAACAGAUCAACACACGCAUGAAGGGACUACAGACUUUCCUACAGACGGUGGUGGAGAUUCCUCUGUUGCUGAGUGACAGCUGCCUGCAUCUCUUCCUCCAAUCACAGCUCAGCGUGGAGCUGAUGGAGGCGUGUGUAGAGGGGAGAGGCGGGGCCAGUGUUACUAUGGCAAUACAGAACUCCGCCCCUUCAACACAGAGAUUCCCAGAAGAGGACCUGAAAGAGGACUAG